This is a messenger RNA of Saprolegnia parasitica CBS 223.65, 273 nucleotides long. RefSeq lists its product as hypothetical. Lineage: Eukaryota; Oomycota; Saprolegniomycetes; Saprolegniales; Saprolegniaceae. The transcript is spliced from 2 exons. The record is from RefSeq and is a predicted model, not a curated record. Bases 1 to 273 code for a protein of 90 amino acids.
AUGACGAGCUUCGCCGACGUCUUCCGCCCGUCGCUGCAGGCGGCGGCUCUCAUGGCCGAGUACCAAGACGGUCUCUUCGAGGACGUCCGCGCGUACAUGGCGGACUUCCGACGCCAUGCCCGCGAGCACACGGAGACCAAGCCGCAAGGCUACGAGGUGACCAUCUACCCGAGCCGGCUCCACGAUGGACCUGCGUUCGGUCUCAACUGCAGCGACCUCCUUCUCGGUAAGCUCGCUCGCCAGUGCACUUUGCGGCGCGCCAAGGCGACCUAG